Messenger RNA from Fundulus heteroclitus (mummichog), 4426 nucleotides. It is a transcript of the gene fhdc4, whose product is annotated as FH2 domain containing 4. The record is from RefSeq and is a predicted model, not a curated record. Bases 273 to 2972 code for a protein of 899 amino acids. The transcript has 12 exons. NCBI's taxonomy places the organism in Eukaryota, Metazoa, Chordata, Actinopteri, Cyprinodontiformes, Fundulidae.
AAGAAAUUGGUUGUAUUUCCACAGCCUGUGACUCAGUUCAGCUCGUGGGUGAUCGUUCAGAAAUUCAGCAGAUCAAUAGGAAUUCAGAUAGGACGCCUAUCGGGCAGUCUGUGGAUCCAGAGGGCGGCUCACAUGAGCCGAGGCUGCAGCCGGACACAGACCGGACAGUGCGGCCAACAACAAGCCAGAAGCGGCAACAAGUUGCGUCUGAAAAAAUGCCAAACUUCCCAGACUCUCCCGGGCUGGGAAGGCGUGGAAUAUCAUGGAAGUAAAUGACUUACCUGGGCGUGUCGACGAAGCCGAAGCGAAUUUCGACACUCGCUCCUCUCCAGGUUAAUGCAACUCGGUGUGCCGAAGGUUUCAGCAGGAGGACCGAGGAAGACCAUGGAGCUCCUUCUGACAGGCUCUUACAUGAUCAUGAAUGCACCCUAAACCUCGCAAAGAUGCAACCAGCAAGUGCCCCAGCUCCACCACCUCCUCCACCUCCACCUCCUCCUCCUCCUCCACCCCCACCUCCUCCGCCCCCACCUCCGGCUCCUGGCUUCCCCCAGCGUGGAGGGGGCCUCCUGGGCUGGGGAGACCGCCGGCGGUCCCGGAUGCGCAACUUCAACUGGGAGACUCUACCCAAACACAGCGUGAUAGGAAAGCACAACAUCUGGACGGCGGAUAAGGCCGACGGGCAGUAUGAGCUGGACACCGUUCACAUGGAGGAGCUGUUUAGUCACAACCACGGUCAGCAGCCUCCGAAGGGCCCGAACCGCUCCAGCGUGAGGGGGCAGCUACCUACUGGCCCCGGAGGAGAGAUGGUUACCAUCCUCAGCUCCAAGAGGAGCAUGAACAUCGGAAUAUUCCUGAAGCAGUUCAAGCGGCCUGUGAAGGCUCUGGUUCAGGACAUUCAAUCGGGAAAUGGCCUCAGUUUUGGCUCGGGAAAACUGCGAGAGAUGAGCAAGUUGCUGCCAGACGAAGGGGAGAUGAAGCAGUUAGUCGGUUUUAAAGGCGACCCGUCGGCCCUCCCCGAAGCGGAUCUUUUUAUGCUGAUGCUGAUAAAGCUGCCCAGUUAUGAAGAACGUCUGAGCUGCUUGGUGCUGAAGGAGGAAUUCUUCGCCCUCAUGAAUGAAAUAAGAGAAUUCAUUGGAACUCUGACAGUGGCUGGAAAAGAGUUGUUGGAGUGUGAUAAUCUACAUUCCGUCAUUCGCUUGGUGCUGAAAACAGGAAAUUACAUGAAUGCUGGUGGCUACGCAGGCAGCGCAGUUGGCUUCCGUAUGUCAUCUCUUCUGAAGCUGGCGGAUACCAAAGCAAACAAACCUGGAAUGAACCUUAUGCAUUAUGUUGUGAUGCAAGCACAGAAGGUAGAUAUGGCGCUGCUUAACUUCCCUGAACAACUCAAACACAUUGAAGCUGCAUCAAGAAUAACCAAAGGUGACGUUGAAGCUGAGAUUGAAAGGCAGAAGAAGAAAGUACAAGUUGCCAAAGCAGACACCUUGAAACAAGAAGAACUGAAGGAGCAGAUGGAGGAUUUUCUAAAGAAAGCGGAUGUUUGUUUGAAGGAAAUAGAGACUGAAUUUGAAGAGCUGCAGGCUGUAAGUGACUCUGUGGCUGAGUACUUCUGUGAAGACAGCAAGACGUUCAGACUGGAGGAAUGUUGUUCCAUUUUUCACACGUUCUGCCAAAAGUUUAUCCGGGCUAUCCAGGAAAACAAGGCCAGAGAGAUGGUGGAGAUGAAACGCAAGCACCUCGAUAGACUGCAGAUCGCAGCCAAGCGCCGUUCCACCGCCACCUGUUCGAGUAGAGACAAGGAAAUGGAGGGCAUUGCAUUAGAGUACGUUCUGCAGAACGUCCUAACUAAUCGCAGCUCUAGGAGGAGACUGGGGAAGCCUUCAUCAAACAACGGAAGCCCCACCAGAGGGAGCCCAGUUAAUGGGAGCCUGUCAGAGAUCAGUUCUCAGACAAACCUUCCAACUGGACCUAGAAAUCACAGGAACCAUUUCAGGGCCAAAGAUAUGUUCCGAAAAGAGUGGAAUUCCGCAAUUGAACUCACGGAGAACUUUUCACAAAAGCAAGCACAGUCACACGUUGAGGACAAUAAUUCAAACACCGUGGCUCCCUAUGAAGAAAAGGCUGAAACGUCCGAAAAAGAGGAUUCUCAGGAUGUAUCGAGCCAACCUAACACAAUUCCCAUCCCUCUGCCCACAAUUAGGUCUUUCUCUGCCACCACUGAUGAGGACGAGGAGGAAGAUUUACAAGACAACAAUGAGGAAGAGGCCCAGAAGUUGCGCGAAGCCUCUAAAAAGGUUUUGGAGUACCAGAACAGCCGUGGAAGCGUCUCCUCCGUGGAUCAAGCUCUGGAAAACCAGAAAUCCCCUCCUGCCAGGAGGAUCUUGGCUCGUCAGCUCACCUUCGACGAGGAAACGCAACGGUACCCCGGAGACCCGACCAAUGAGGAUUUGAUCCGGGUUCUGCUCGGCCCUCAGUCCCCCACGAAACGCAGCCUCGGCCGCCGGCACACUCUUCCUACCAAAGUUUCUAAAGCUCAGGAAGAGAAAGAAAACCUGCAGACUCAGUUUACAGCUGUAGACCCUAAUCACGUGGCACACACCAAAGAAGCCCAGCCAGGACAGGAUCUUGGACACGCACCUUCAAAACCGGCGUUUGAUUUCGCUGACAUUUCUAACAAGAUAAAAAAAUCUCACAGUCUGGAUCAGACGUCUCCAACCGCGGAAAAGAAAAGCAAACCGGACGAUUCUUCAGUGCGGGUUUCGGAAGAGGGGCUUCAGGAAAAACAAGAACAAAAGUCGAUGGAGUGCACGGACAGCCAACAGCAGACUACCGUUGAAAGCAUCCUCCCCAGGAGCGUGUGGUUUAAGACUGAGACCACUGGAUCGUUUUUCAGUUUUUUUAGACGCCUUGGAGAUAUGAGCAAAUCACAGAACAACAAAGAAACUGCUCCUAAAGGCACAGAUUCCAGCGUGUAGGCUUUGAAAAUAUUCAGAAACGAUAAAAAACGGUUGUCCUAAUUUAAAUCUACUGUAACUGAUCUGUUACCUAAUUAGAGUUAAACAUAGUGAUUAAUCACUUGUUAUCUCAUGGUUACAGUGUAGAAUUUCUAUUUUUUUUUAAUCUGAUAGAAAGUUAAAGAUUGAAAGGAAGGAUGAGAGGAAAGUGUGAACAUUUGUUUGGGGGAAUGUUUUAUUAAGAGAAGGUGUUUUGCAUGUUUUACCACUAGAUGGCAAGAGUUGACAGUAAGUGAGGUGAUCGUAGAGGCGCUGAGACUUUGCAGGCAGUUUGUAAGUUGAGUAUGGCUCAACAAAAGAUGGACACGCAUACUGUAAGACAUUUGCAUUCAUUUUCCGUCAAAUCUUGGAAUAACAAUUUCACUCUACAUAUUUACGUGUAGUAGGACGACUUAGAAAAUGCUUACAUUGUGUGUACUUGGAUUGGAAUGCAUUACCGAACAGAGAGUACAGAGAAAGUGCUGAGGGUGUUAAGAGUUAGAACAAAAAUGCAUUAACGUUUUUACUUGUUUUAAUUUUUCAGUAGUACUUGCGCGUAAUGCAUGUUUGUUUACAGUUGGGCUAAUUUUGCUUUGUGAAAUAACAAAUUUAUUUGUGCGCUCUGGUUUGUCUGGUUCCCAGCCUUGUUGGAGCAGAGCAGCAGACGCUCGCCGUUGCUCACAGUCACGCUGAAUUCAGCUAUUGUUUUUUUUUUUACGUGAAAUGGGUCAGUGUUACAAAGGCUGUGUGUAUCUGAGCAGAGCUGAAUGAGGGGCAGCAUUGGUCAAAAGAAAGAAUGCCGAUUUGAACUUGAGAAGAUAUGUUUCAUAUGGUUAAAAGACACUUUAUUAUACACUUCACCUGGAUGCACCUCCAUGUCCACCUUUCAUUUGGAAAAGAGGCAAAGGCUUACGGAGGCCCCGGCUUAUGCGAUAUGCAUAAGAUGUGGGAAUCUCUUAGCAUUUGACCAAGAUUAUGCAACUGGUUUAUUACAUAAUUUACCAGUUGCAGUUAUGAGCCACAAUGAUGUAAUGGGAAUUAUCUAAUAUUUGGGAUCAUCAGCCUGAAUGCUGUUACUGUUUCUUUGCAAUAGCAUAUUUAAAUGACUGAGAUGUAUUAACUGUCAAAUGAUAGAAAGAAAAGGAACUUUGUGACUUAGGUCGUGUGUUGUCAGUUUGUUACAUGUAAAACUAUCACUAUGUAGGAAUAGACAAAUUGAUCAAAAACGAUUUGCAUGCUUAAAUAAACAGCAAUGGUGUUUAGUAUCAAACUAAGGGUAUUUAUGUAUAUUUACAUUCAAAAACUCCAUACAGAUUUGUACAGCCUUAAUUAUUGUUUUGUUGUGCAGUUAUUUAAUAGUAGUAUAAUAUUAUGUGAUAAUUUGUUUUUCGAAUUGUGUUUGAUUUAUUAAAAAUAAGUAAACAGUUGGUCACCAA